Molecule: messenger RNA, 1559 nt
Organism: Schistosoma spindalis
Lineage: Eukaryota; Metazoa; Platyhelminthes; Trematoda; Strigeidida; Schistosomatidae
Source: the annotation of a GenBank genome assembly
GACUGUACAGAGGUGUGACAUCAGUAAGGUGUUUCCUUCAGACAACCAGCAUAACAGCGAUGCUGUCUUCCCACAAGGAGGGGUGGGGAAAGAAAAGGUUGACCCUAAAAAUGUACACUUCGCCUUAUCCCACGGAUAUCGGUCUCCGGAGGUAAGGUCUCAACAAGUACGGAGCUAACACAAAAACUACUCAUAAAAAGGUCGUGCGUGACCGACCUCAAAUAGUUGUCUCUUGAGCACUGCAGACACGCUCUCAGGUCACCACCUCUAAUCUAAUUUCCUUUUCAGGUACCUCUAGAGAAACCCUUUCACGGUGUGGGCAACCGGGAAUCGAUGACAGCCCUCAUACCUCUAACAGCACUCAAGACGACUGAUUGAAUCAACAAUCGACGUAGAAUAACUUUCUUUCGGAUCGCUUUUUUGUUUUUUUCGGCUUUUAUCUUUCUGAUAUACGAUUUAUUACAAUCAAAUUUUUAGAUUGAAUAUUAUGGAGAGAUUUCCAUCGGGACACCACCUCAAACAUUUUAUGUGAUAUUCGAUACAGGAUCACCAUACUUAUGGAUACCAUCUAAAAUGUGUGAUUCCAGUGAUUUAGCCUGUCAAGUACAUCAUAAAUAUGAUAGUUCAAAAUCUUCAACUUAUAAACCCAAUGGUGCAUUAUUUUAUGUUCAAUACGGUACUGGAAUAGCAUCAGGAUUUUUAAGUUCCGAUUGUGUUCAUAUAGGUUCAUUGAAUAUUGUAGAUCAAACAUUUGGUGAGGUAACUAAUCAACCUGGUAAUGUAUUUAUAAAUUUUCAUUUUGAUGGAAUUAUGGGUAUGGGGUUUCAACAAAGUUCAUAUCAUUCUAAUCCAACACCUAUAUUUAUGAAUAUGAUUGAACAGCAUUUAGUAGAUAAACCUAAAUUUGCAGUUUAUUUAAAUCUUAAUGAAGAUAAGACAACUAGUGGAGAAAUAAUGUUUGGUGGAAUUGAUGACAGAUAUUAUACUGGUGAUUUAACUUAUUCAGACGUUGUAAGUGAAGAAUAUUGGAUGAUUAACAUAGAUGGUAUAUCAAUCAACGAUGAAAUAUUUUGUCCAAGGGGAAGUACCGCACUAAUCGAUACAGGUACAGCUUUAAUAUCAGGUCCAACUGAAAAAAUUAAUAACAUAAAUAAAUAUCUUGGAAGUAUACAUGUAUCUGAUAAUGAAUACAUUGUGGAUUGUAAUGAAAUUCACAAAUUACCAAUAAUCGAAAUAAAGAUUAAUGGCAAAUCUAUUCAAUUGAAAGCAGAUGAUUAUAUUGUUGAGAAAGUUUCAAACGGUUCACGAAUUUGCAGGACUUGCUUCAUUGGUACUGACUUCCCAAGUGGCCCGUUAUGGAUAUUUGGGGAUGUAUUUUUAAGAAAAGUUUAUACAGUAUUUGAUGUUGGUCAACGGCGAGUAGGAAUUGCUGAUGUUGCAGAUGUUAAAUCCUCAUGAACAAAAAUAAUAUUUGCGGGAUAGUCAAUAAUUCUCUUUCCAGUUUAUUUUGUAUUUCUGAAGUAAUAUCGCUAGUUAAAAUAUAUAAAACGAUAAGAAAA